Molecule: messenger RNA, 762 nt
Organism: Lottia gigantea (owl limpet)
Lineage: Eukaryota; Metazoa; Mollusca; Gastropoda; Lottiidae
Exons: 4
Coding region: 70-291 (73 amino acids)
Source: RefSeq, a predicted model, not a curated record
AUUGACGUGUAAACAAAAAAAUGUAACUUGUUUCUAAACAAGAAAAAGUGUUCUUUCAAUAUAUUCAGGAUGAUUUCUGACUUAAUUUUAUUCGGAACACUUCUUGUCAAUGCAGGAGCAAUACUCAACUUCAAACUUAAGAAAUCUGCAGAAGAAGGAUUUGGAAUGGUCAAUGUUACCACUGGAGAUAAAAUACGUGAAUUUCUUUUGAGUCUUCGUCAUCUGAGAAUAUUUAUAGCUCUGUGGAAUAUAUUUGUUAUGUUCUUAAUGUUAACGUUUUUUGGUCACUGAUAGAGGAACUAAAAAAUGUGUGUAAAUAGUCAUAUUAUGUAUAAUAGAUAUCAUUCAUCUACUAUUUUCACCUGUAUUGAAUCCUGAAUUGGUGAUCAGCAUAGCUGACGUUACAGCCAAUUCACUUAUAUCUAACCAGGGUCAUUAAAAAGUAAAAACCAAUGCAAGUAUAUGUAUACUAUAUUAUGGCCUACAGAAUAUGACAGCAAUACUGGCAAUCCAAUAGCAUACAAUAAAAUAUCACGUGUAGUGGAUUUCUAACUGCUUGGAGAGUUAAGUUAUGAAUCAUCAAUUCAAAAAAAUGUUUAAAUUUUGGAAAGGAUCUACUAAUUGCGUCAACAGGGCAACAGGGCAAAUGGUUUCUGCAAGUUGAAUAUUUUUAUAUGUAUUCUAUAUUAUUAAAUGGGUAUAGACACUAUUAGCUGGUCAUUAUAAUGUAUGUAUUUAUAAAAUAAACUAAUAAAGUCCUUU